AUGAUACGCUCUGGUCCUCUCAGCACAUGCAGGGUUGCAUUAGAGCAGACUUGCUCUGAGCUCCUACGUACUUGUGCCCAAUCCUCCAACUUACCCAAUGGCCGAGCCAUUCACGCUAAACUCAUCAAAGGAUCUUUACCCUUCUCGCCGUUCCUUCACAACCACCUCCUCAACAUGUAUGUCAAAUGUGGGCGUCCCAACAGUGCCCUCCAACUGUUCGACGAAAUGCCCGAGAGAAAUGUGGUGUCUUGGUCUGCGCUCAUCAAAGGGUUUGUGCAACACGGCCUCCCCAAUGAAGCCCUGUCUUUGUUUGGCCGUAUGCACCGGGAUGCAGGCACCAAACCCAAUGAGUUCACACUGGUCAGCUCUCUCCAGGCUUGCUCAUUGUGUGCGGGGAGUCUGACUCGAGCUUACCAGGUUUACGCAUUCGUUGUUCGUCUCGGGUUUGAGUGGAAUGUGUACCUCACUAAUGCAAUGCUGACUGUUUUGGUAAGACAUGGUGAACUGACAGAGGCUCUGCAAGUGUUUGAGAAGUGUCCUAAUAGAGAUAUAGUGUCUUGGAAUGCCAUCAUGGCUGGUUACGUGGAGUAUGCUUAUUCUGAAGUGGCUACAUUCUGGUGGAGAAUGAAUUGCGAGGGAGUGACGCCCGACAGCUACACGUUUUCUAGUGUGCUCACCGGGUUGGCUGCUGUUGCGGAUCUUAAAAUGGGUGUGCAGGUUCAUGCACAGCUAGUGAGGUAUGGCUAUGGGGCGGAGAUGUGCGUGGGGAACUCCCUGGCUGAUAUGUAUAUUAAAAAUCAUCAGUUGGGGGAUGGUUUUAAAGCUUUUCAUGAGAUGCCUAUAAAAGAUGUGUGCUCAUGGACUGAAAUGGCUGCUGGCUGCUUGCAAUGUGGGUUACCAAGCAAAGCGCUCAAGGUUAUUGCUGAAAUGAGGAAAGUGGGGAUACAGCCAAACAAGUUCACACUAGUAACUGCCCUGAACGCGUGUGCCAACCUGGCUUCAUUGGAGGAAGGGAAGAAAUUCCAUGGGUUGAGAAUUAAACUUGAAACUUGUACGGAUGUGGACGUCUGCGUAGACAAUGCUCUAUUGGACAUGUAUGCAAAAUGUGGAUGCGUGGAUGGUGCACAGUGUGUUUUUGAGACGAUGAAGGAUCGUUCUGUAGUCUCAUGGACCACAAUGAUAAUAGGGUGCGCACAAAAUGGGAAAUGUAGAGAAGCUCUUGAGAUUUUUAAUAAGAUGAGGCUGCAGGUAGGCAUUGAGCCCAAUUACAUUACCUUUAUUUGCGUGCUUUAUGCAUGUAGCCAAGGUGGGUUUAUUGAUGAGGGAUGGCAGCACUUUGCCUCCAUGACUCAAAAUUAUGGAAUCACACCAGGGGAAGACCAUUAUGCAUGCAUGGUUGAUAUCCUGGGCCGAGCUGGACGUAUAAAGGAAGCUGAAGAAUUUAUCAAGAACAUGCCUUGCAAACCAGGUGUGUUGGUUUGGCAGACUUUGCUUGGUGCUUGUCAGCAACUUGGGGAUACAGAAACAGGAAAGCGUGCAGCAGAGCAUGCAUUAGAUAUGAACAGAACAGAUCCAUCAACAUAUAUAUUGCUGUCAAACAUUUUUGCUGGUUUGAGCAGUUGGGACAGUGUUGGGUUGCUGAGGAAACUAAUGGACUCUAGGGAUGUAAAGAAAUUGCCUGGAUCCAGUUGGAUUGAACAUUGAAGUAGAAGAAAGAUAGGUCACUGCCUUUAGCAAGCACUCAAACAAGAAUAGCUUUGAAGAACAGCUUUCAAGCAUGCAGACCGUCCCAUUUCUUCUAGACUGGAGAGAAGAUAUACCAGCUUCUUUAAGCAAAUGGAUUGGUGUAGUCUUGUGAUUGGUUUUCGGGGAAGAGUUGAAGUAGAGCUAGAGUGAGGAUGGAGAAGACUACAAAGAAGCCAUAGAGUUGAGGGCUUUGGCGGCUGCUGGGCUAGGCUUUACUUGGAGUAGUGAUAGUGGAUGGGACUAAUGGACAACUGGUGGUUCUAACACAGACUAGUAAGAGGGACAUUGCCUGUGGGGAAGUUGUCAUUGAUGGAGUCCUGAGGAUAUUCAUUCCAGAAACUGUGAGUCCACUUCAAAUCUGAUAUUCUCGAAUUUAAUCAGGUGAGCUCUUUAGUCUUUAUUUAUUUAUGUCGCAUUGCUUUGUCAGGAGAGUUUCAUCCAUUGUAUGAUCUGAAUUUCAUUGUAUGCU
Molecule: messenger RNA, 2215 nt
Organism: Argentina anserina (silverweed cinquefoil)
Lineage: Eukaryota; Viridiplantae; Streptophyta; Magnoliopsida; Rosales; Rosaceae
Product: pentatricopeptide repeat-containing protein At4g33170-like
Exons: 1
Coding region: 1-1704 (567 amino acids)
Molecular function (GO): protein binding
Source: RefSeq, a predicted model, not a curated record